Messenger RNA from Bacidia gigantensis, 420 nucleotides. RefSeq lists its product as uncharacterized. Lineage: Eukaryota; Fungi; Ascomycota; Lecanoromycetes; Lecanorales; Ramalinaceae. The record is from RefSeq and is a predicted model, not a curated record. Bases 1 to 420 code for a protein of 139 amino acids. The transcript is spliced from 2 exons.
AUGGAAAGAUGCUCAUCGCCUCCACCUGGAGCGAUCGACUUCACCAUACCCUUUGAGCCUUUCAAGAGAGUCAAGGCAAAGGGUCAGGUCAUUGGCUACUACGACCCUAGCUCCAAAGUCGCCUGCGCGGACAGCUAUGACGGCUUGAGAAAAUUUCUUGCUCACUGCCAAGGCAUGUUCGAUCGUGAUAGCCCUUUGGUAUGCCAAGUCACUCGCGAUCCGGACUACGACGGCACAAUCACCUUCUUCGCAAAAUAUCCCGACACUUUCCCCAGGACCUUCCAUCUACGAGAGGAGGGGCGGUUCAAUGGGAAGCCGUACAAGAUGACGAUCAUGAUCGCAUCCAAGAAUGGCGAUGUCAUGAUUGAGCAAGAGCCUGAUGAAAGUGACGAGACUGUUGCACCUGCGACAGUCUCUUGA